Messenger RNA from Lentinula edodes (shiitake mushroom), 687 nucleotides. RefSeq lists its product as uncharacterized. The record is from RefSeq and is a predicted model, not a curated record. The annotation marks the transcript as partial. NCBI's taxonomy places the organism in Eukaryota, Fungi, Basidiomycota, Agaricomycetes, Agaricales, Omphalotaceae. The transcript is spliced from 4 exons.
CACCGGAAGCUUGCAUGGGAAAUGUUGCACAACACAGUAGUUGGUCCCAUAGACGUUGAAAAUGCAUAUUUUACUGCUUUUAUCAAAGGUUUCUUGCUUCCUUGCUCUACCGGUGUUGAUUUAGUCGAUAUUGUGCGCAGCUUCUUUGGAGGUGCUGAAGAAUUUGUCCGAACUGCAGAAAUAUCCACAAUACGUGGUUUUGAUUCUCUCAAUAUCCGUAUUAUUGUUAGUAUUGAAAAUCAAUUGCUGGACGAGCUGGCCAAUGCGUUUAGCAAUGCUGGCCCUAACUUUGCGGGGAGGAUCUUUCAAGAUAUUGUGAAGGAUUUUCUUAUGGGCAUUGGAGCACCGUGCCCCGAACUAUUUUCUGGCAUCAUGGAUAGGCUCAGCCCCGAGGUUAAGGCCAGCUUGACUGGACUGCAGUCUCCUACAUUCCGCAUGCGCUUAAUGUGUUGGGCAGCAACGGGUGCUACUAGGGUAUUGCGUGACGGCAACCCAAUGCAAAUUAUCCUUGUGGAAGAUGACGACUCUUUAUAUCUUCCUCAAGACCUAAACAGUCCUGGCUUACGCGAAGCCUAUUUCUCAUCGGGAUCUUACCCUAAUACGGAACUCAAAGAUGCUCAGAUUGCAAUUCACCAUUGGCUCUUCAUGCAGAUGUUGGAUUCCAUUGGGACGUACAAUAUGCUUUGA